Molecule: messenger RNA, 2031 nt
Organism: Chara braunii
Lineage: Eukaryota; Viridiplantae; Streptophyta; Charophyceae; Charales; Characeae
Source: the annotation of a GenBank genome assembly
GGCUGCACAGGAUGGCGUCCGACCAGUGCAAGAACAGUACCCACCAGGAGGUGCUGGAGGCGAUUGCUGCUGCGUCCCACUUGGAUCCAAACUCCUCGAAGGUAUUGAUAUCCUUGGUCUGUGCCGUGCAGAAUCGCUCAGAAGAUGCCGUCACCGGCACGGAUGCCAUGUUCUUGCUGUUUUCAGCAUACCUUGUUUUCCUGAUGCAAGCCGGAUUCGCCGUGCUCUGUGCCGGUUCAGUGAAUCGCACGCACGCGUUGACCAUCAUGCUUUACAACGUCAUGGACGCUGCCGUCGGGGCCAUUGCUUAUUACCUCUUUGGGUACGCGUUUGCGUACGGAGGCCCACCCCAUAACGGCUUCAUUGGCACACGUAAUUUCGCCAUGCAUAAUUUCCACCACCCUACACUGGAGAAUGGCAACCCUGUGAACCCAACGAGCCGUUGGUUGCACCAAUGGGCAUUCGCUGGGGUCGCAGCAGGGAUCACCAGUGGUUCAAUCGCCGAGAGAACGCAGGUCACAGGUUAUCUCGUCUACGUCAGUUUCCUGACUGGAUUCGUAUACCCUGUUGUUUCGCACUGGGUGUGGGCGCCAAGCGGCUGGAUCAGCCCAUUCAAGAUCAACCCUUUUCUGGGUGUGGGUAUGGUGGACUUCGCAGGCAGCAGUGUCGUUCACUUGACGGGGGGGAUUGCCGGGUUUUGGGGUUCGUGGAUAGAGGGUGAACGCCUCGCCGUGAAAGAGAAGCGGGAACGCAAACAGGGAAAGGGAUUAUCUCUGCCGGAGCCGGAGGAGCAAAAAAAUGACACCUUGUUAGUUCUUGGGACUUGCUUGCUGUGGUUUUCGUGGUAUGGAUUCAAUCCUGGCUCCCUGACCUCUAUUGUUCCCGUCGCGAACAUUGCGAAGGAUGUCGUCGUUGCGAGGACCGCCGUCACCACCACUCUAAGUGCUGCCACCUCCGCAUUUACCACACUCCUUGCCAGGAGGGCGAUCACCGGGUACUGGAAUGUGCCGGACGUGUGUAAUGGUCUCCUUGGAGGACUUGCAGCCGUAACUGCAGGGUGCGCGGUAAUUGAGCCGUGGGCUGCUAUCCUCAUAGGCAUGCUCGCUGCAUGGGUGUUGAUCGGCAUGAAUGCAUUAGCGAAGCAGCUCUUAUACGACGAUCCACUGGAGGCAUUCCAGUUGCAUGCAGGAUGCGGUUUGCUUGGAGUCACGGCCGCUGGACUGCUUGCUAAGAAGGACUAUCUCAUGCAAGUGUACCCUCGUUGGCAGGGAGAGUACUCCGGACUGUUCUAUGGAGGAGGUGGAAGGCUGCUUGCGGCUCAGCUCAUCGGUGCCCUCUGCAUUACACUUUGGACGUCACUCACAAUGGGGGUGGUAUUUUGGGCCCUCGAGCUAUUUGAAUUACUGCGUAUCAGCCCGGACGAGGAACGCGGAGGGUACGAUAGCGCGAUGCGCGGCAAGCCAGAUAAUCCGUCGACGGUUGCACCAGAUGCAGUGAUAGCUGCCUAGUAAGAUCCUGACAAGUAGACCACAGCCCAACCACACCCACAAGUGUAAAACACUUUAGAUAGGGACAAGAUACAUGCAGACAUUGCAGAGUGAUGAAAGAAGCGUGCGUGCUGCAUCUGACGCCGCUGUGUCUGACACCGCUGCGAGUAACCUUAACAAAUAACUGGUCAUGCAAGAGCGACCAGUUGAUACGCUUGUUAGGAGUGACGGAGCCGCUGACAGUGUGGCGGGGUCGCAUUCGUCCGAUGGGCAAGUCUCAGUACAAUCUACCGUACUAGUACGUGCCACGUGGUAUUGCACUCCUAGCAUUGCAAUAUAUACUAAACAUAACUUACGAACAUAUGCGAGCGGCAAUUUGAUGACGUCGAGCCUCAGUACUCGUUCACAGUCUGACGUCAAAUGGGCCCGCAUAAGGCAAGACCACUGAAAGGUUAAGCACAAUGUCAUAAGCAUGAUAGUCAGAGCACCAGACUAGUACGCUUCUGAAAUUAUCAGAUGUCUAGAAUGAAUUAGUCCAGCGGAG